Molecule: messenger RNA, 785 nt
Organism: Linum trigynum
Lineage: Eukaryota; Viridiplantae; Streptophyta; Magnoliopsida; Malpighiales; Linaceae
Source: the annotation of a GenBank genome assembly
CAGACCUCAAUAGUUCAAUUAGGCCCCUGCUGUCUUUUUUCUUGGUUUUUUUUUAUGCUAGCUAGCUUCAUUUUACAGAAUAGACAUCAAAACUGGAAAUAGAUAGUUACCAAAACAUGAACAUCCUCGGUUGCAAUAUUUGGAAUUGGACCGUCAGUGUGAGAAGAGCUGCCAGGAUUUUUUCGUUUGCUAGAUUUUCGAUUGGUGGUGCUCAUGGCUUUCGAUGGAGAGAGAUGGGCAGAUGGCGAGUGGCGACUGCCGUCGACGAGGGGCGACAAUGGGGGCCCUGCGCCUGCACUGCUGGAAGCUGGAUGGUGGUGGCUGACUGGCUGUCGUGCUCUGCUCUGCUACCCCCGGCGCCGGCGGUGACUCAUGGUGCAGAGAUGGAGGGCGGCGACUCUCGACUCUCGAGACUCGAGUUGUUGUUGGGAGGCAGGCGUGGCGGCGACUGGAAAUCAGUGAUGGGAGGGCGGCGGCGACGGCGACUGAGGGUCGGGAGACGGAACGGAAUGGAGUUUUGGCUGCUGGUCGCUGGAGGGUCGGGAGACGAUCGAUUCGAAGGAGACUGGCUGGCGGCUGCUGGAGGUGGAGGGCGAGACUCGAGAGGCAGAGAGGAGAGGCAGAGGCCGAGAGGGUUAGGGGUUGUUAGGGCUUGUUUCGGUUGGGAUUGGGUCAUUGGGAGGCUGGCUGCUGGGCUGGGUUUCUUCAAUUGGGUUUGGGCUUGCAGCCCAGCCCUUGCCCCUUGGCCCAUUACCACUUACUAGCUUAUACAACAUUUCGGUUUA